AUGAAGUUUUCAAAAAUUCUCCUCGCAUCAUUUGCUGCUACUGGCUUUGCCCUAGAACAGAUCCGCGAGGCCAUUGUCGGAAGAUGGGAGCUGAUCGACUCAGAAAACGUCGCCGAAUACAUCAACAAUGAAAAAGGACCGAUGAUGUACACAGUCUUCGCGAAAAAGAUGACCCCGGAUUUGGAAUACAUCAAGCUCGAGGAGAACUCCUAUCUCGCGAAAAUUCACUUGACGAUGAUGCCCAAUCCAAUGAAGAUUCCAAUGCGACUGGAUGAAGAAUACGAGCACAAGAAUCCGACGAGCGAGUACGUCAAGUCCGUCCCAGAAGUUCGACAGGACGGAAUGGAAAUUAUUCUCCAGACAAAAGGGGGUUCCGAAGGACCCGUGGAACAAAGCCUCAAGAUCGUAAACGACAACCUGAUUCAUCGAAUGACGAUGCUGGAAAAGGACAUUACAGCUACGAGAAUAUACAAAAGAAAAAACACCGAAACGCUGUGA
Messenger RNA from Oikopleura dioica, 498 nucleotides. The record is from the annotation of a GenBank genome assembly. Lineage: Eukaryota; Metazoa; Chordata; Appendicularia; Copelata; Oikopleuridae.